UUUUUUUUUGCUUGGGCCUUAAUUUAGGUCCAGUAUUUAUGCGUCUGAUGCGAUCCCGAACCCGUUUUCUGUUGGCUGAUUUCUAAUAUAACUGUGUUUUGUUCACCACGUCUGGAUCUGACUCUGGGUUGCAUGAAUAAAGAAAGCACAGACUGAGAUGGGGCUGCUUUUGUGGACACAAAUCCUAUUAGCUUGUGCCUGGCAUCUCCUCCACCAAAUCUCAAGCUGAGCGGUGGAACAGAAACAGAGAUGGUACUCCUGGCAAUAUUGAAAACGUUCCAGACACGGAGGAUGCCAGUGAAACCGACCUGGCCAAGCAGGAUGAAGAUGAUUAUGUUGAAAUUAAAGAGCAGAUGUACCAGGACAAGCUGGCGUCUCUGAAAAGGCAGCUAGCACAACUGCAAGAAGGCACACUGCAGGAGUAUCAGAAACGAAUGAAGAAACUGGACCAGCAGUACAAGGAGAGGCUGAGGAAUGCAGAUCUUUUCUUGCAACUUGAGACGGAGCAGGUAGAAAGGAACUACAUCAAAGAAAAGAAAGCGGCAGUGAAAGAGUUUGAAGAUAAGAAGAUUGAACUGAAGGAAAACCUCAUUGCAGAGCUGGAGGAGAAGAAGAAAAUGGUCGAGAAUGAGAAGCUAACGAUGGAACUGACGGGAGAUUCCAUGGAGGUAAAACCAAUUAUGACCCGGAAGCUGAGAAGGCGACCAAAUGAUCCCGUUCCCAUUCCAGAUAAAAGGCGGAAACCUGCACCCGCUCAGCUGAACUACUUGCUAACAGAUGAACAGAUCAUGGAAGACCUGCGGGUGUUGAAUAAAUUAAAGUCACCUAAACGGCCAGCUUCCCCCUCCUCGCCGGAGCACUUACCCAGCACUCUGACAGAGUCCCCGGCACAGCGCUAUGAAGCCCGCAUAGAAGAAGGCAAGCUGUACUAUGAUAAAAGAUGGUAUCACAAGAGCCAAGCCAUCUACCUGGAGUCCAAGGAGAACACAAAGAUCAGCUGUGUGAUCAGCUCAGUGGGAACCAAUGAGAUUUGGGUGAGAAAGACGAGUGACAGCACGAAGAUGCGGAUUUAUCUGGGGCAGCUGCAGAGAGGAGUGUACGUGAUCCGCCGGAGAUCUGCAGCUUAGAUUCUCUUAGAUUCUUCUCACCCGUCUGUUACUUUUUGCCUUUUUUUCUUGCUCUCUGACUAUUUUUAAGACUAUAUGUGUCCCACCAUGAGGCUGUUGCUCCCUCUCGCUGGCCUUUUCCAGGACUGAUGGGCAGUUAUCGGAGCCUGUGCAGAACGCUGGGGAGGUGGGGGAGUGGAAGCUUUGGAAGAUAUACUAUCCUCCAAUGUUAUUGUGCCCUGACCUCGUCCUCUUUUCAGGCAAUAUAAAUAGAGUGUUGAUUUGUUUCUGUAAUCAGGGAUGCCAGGAGCAGACUGGUUGUGUGUGUUUUUUUUUUUUUUUUUUUUUUUUUUUUGCAUCAAGGACUUUUGAUGUGUCGAUUCAGAAUAAUACUUCUCAGUCUAAUUUUUAAGUAAAGCGAUCGUUACGACUGUACCAUCCUGUAGAGAUGUUUUCUCACAACUGCUUCCUUUUAUCCCCCUCAAUACAGCUGUUCAUUCUAACAAGCGGCAUCUGGCAAAUGUCCCAAGAAGGGUCAUGUUUGGACAGAAAUAUCCAUGCGUUGUGUUUUCAGUUUUGUUGGCAGAGCAUCUUCCUUUUUUCCACAGCUGUUGUGAUUUCUUGAACUGGCCUUGAAAACAUUUCCAAGCUUCUUGAAAGCUUUAAAUAAUCUUUGUUGAGGCAGCUUUUGUGAAAAAUGCAAGAGCCAGGGAAAAAAAGAAAGCCCCAGCGCUAAGUAACCGAUACUCAUUAUGAUGUACAUUGUGGUUGGGAAUCUGUUAGGAGAUUGUUACUAUUUGUAAUUUUGUCUAUUUAAUACUGUUUACCAUCACUAUAAAACUUCAUACUUCACACACCGUAGGGGGAUCCUGUGAUUUUUCUGCUUAACGCAGCCCGGUGCCUUCAUUUCAUGAGGUUUGUAAUACGUCCCUGUUAGCAGUGGCAUCGUUAGCAAGAUGUUACAAAACCAAAAGGUGGCUUGUGUUUUAAAGAAUAUGAUACGCUGUGUCAUGGCUUUGUUUUACAACCUCCAGUUGUCAGGCAUUACCUACGUGCCAUCACUCAGCUACAGCAAAUGAUAGCAUUAUAUUGCACUUGGAAGUUGUUAAUACCAAACCCUUUGAUACUGCUGGGGUAAACUGCAUGAAUACCUCUCAGUUGGAACGCAAGUUAUUGGUAAGGAAUAUUUUAAAACAAUUGUUCUAGAUUGCAUUUUUGGCAAAAUGCGAUUUGAUCUCGGAAUCUCAGAAACAUGAGCAAGAAAUUGUAAUAAUGGAAUGAGACAGUUUCUGAAGACCAGUGAAGUGUACACUGACUUUCAUCUAAUUCUGAAGAGGCGUGGUUCAGGCUGUUGAUUCAUCUGGAAUUACCUCAUAUACAAUCUUCGAACAGUUCCAUCAAAAUAAUGACAUGACAUCACUUAAGCAUGACUGGAUUAUUGCCAAGACCCCCAUUGUGAUGAAGUUUGCUGCAUUGUAAUGUACCAGUUGCUUUAGUAUUGAGUUUUGUUUUAAUUGCUGUCCAGACCUACACCCUAUUUUCCAGGAAGUGUCAAACACUGAUUGCUAUGUCUAUUAUGUGGGGGGUGGGGGGGGGUUUCCAGGUAAGAUGUUUAGAUAUAUAUGCUGGUGCACAAGCUGAACCAAUGAAUAUAGAACAGCGAGGAAAACCUGCCUUUUCAGCACAGCGUACUCCAGCUUGCUGCUUCAGGAAUACCACUGCCUUCCAAUACAAGUUUUUUGUAUGUUA
Molecule: messenger RNA, 2855 nt
Organism: Polyodon spathula (Mississippi paddlefish)
Lineage: Eukaryota; Metazoa; Chordata; Actinopteri; Acipenseriformes; Polyodontidae
Product: sin3 histone deacetylase corepressor complex component SDS3
Exons: 13
Coding region: 354-1127 (257 amino acids)
Biological process (GO): negative regulation of transcription by RNA polymerase II
Cellular component (GO): Sin3-type complex
Molecular function (GO): histone deacetylase binding
Source: RefSeq, a predicted model, not a curated record